AUGGCCUCAAAAAUUGUCGCCUUUGCUCUGAUUUCUCUUGUUUACGGUAUUUGUCCACCGGGAGCGCUGUAUAAUGCGCAGACUGGGAAAUGCUAUUUCUACAAUAAUGGAGCCACUGACAUCAGCUAUGCCGAGCGAAUGUGCUCGUCGAUUGGGGGAAGACUGGUGAGAGUGAAGGAUGCCUUUGAGAACGCCGUUUUGAGCAACGAGGCCACCACUCACAUUGAUGGUCAAAACGCGUACAUCGGCUUGAGACGGUACAUCCCAUUUGGUGGCCCAACCGAUUGGGUUUGGUCCGACAAUCAACCGAUCACUUAUCAAAAAUGGGCACCAGGAGAGCCACAAUCGCAAAAUGGUUGUGCUUACGUCUACACAGUGAGCCAGUAUUGGUUCUCGGUGGAUUGUGCGACGGUGUUGCCAUCGAUUUGCGAGAUGCAAGUGAAUGGAACGAUUGAUGCCACUUCGACAAGUGCUCCAUUGGUUGUGUCGACAAGAGCUGCGGAUACAACAACUGUCACAACUACGACAACCACCACUACAACGACAACGACAACAACGACAAGAACUACCACAACAACUGGUGCCGUUAACCCAUUCUCCCCACUCCCUACCUCGUGGAUCUACUUCGACCAGACGGAUUCAUUCUAUUAUUUCGGAGAGAAUAAAACCUACGAUGAAGGCGAGGAUUUCUGCGAGUCUCGAAACGCUCAUCUCACCUCGGUUUUGAGCAAAGCUGAGGGAGACUUUUUGGCAAGUCAAGCUCUCCGCGGCUGUGUUGGACCAAUCGGUGGCCCGGUUGAGGGUUACAUUUUGACGGGUGGCACAUAUUACAAAGAGAAUAAUGGAGUUGAUUGGGUCGACGGAAAGAAAAGCAAUUUCAGAGGGAGCAUUUGUGCGAAUAAUGGUGGUGGUCGAGUAGCGAUCGUUGCCCUAACCCCUUCAUGUUCUGGUUGUCGUCCAGGCACAUGGGCUUAUCCGAAAAACAGUUAUGAUCAAGCGACUUUCCCACUUUUUGCUUGCAAGAAAACGGCCGAAUCAAUGAAGCUGGAACUCUUGAAAGAAAGAUUUAUGUUUGCCAAGAAU
Mesorhabditis belari is the source of this 1083-nucleotide messenger RNA. NCBI's taxonomy places the organism in Eukaryota, Metazoa, Nematoda, Chromadorea, Rhabditida, Rhabditidae. The record is from the annotation of a GenBank genome assembly.